AUGGAUGUGGACACAAUUCAGGCUGCUGGGCGCUCUUCCGUCGGGGAAGAGCGUCGAGCAGUCUCUGUCCCACUUGAGCCAUCACGGCAGCCACAGUAUACCGUCGGUUACGUCUACGACCCCGUCAUGAUGUCCCAUUGGCGCCCUGGGCUUGACCACCCGGAGCAACCAGAACGUAUUUCCAGAAUUUAUCAAAUUAUCAAGGAUAAUAAACUCCUCAAUAAAAUGAAGAGGAUCCCGAUCAGACGCGUGAGACACGAAGAAGUCCUUCUCGUGCACAGCGCUGUCCACCUGGCCAAAGUGCUCGAGAUCAGCUCUUUUACCGAGGAGUAUAUUCUAGAGUCAGAUGCUUUCUACAACGAGCUGUCCCUCUAUGUUUCUCCUAAGACACCCCUGGCCGCGGAGCUAAGUGCCGGGGGUGUCAUCGAAGCAACUCUUGCCGUAGCAAGGAACGAAUUGAAGAAGACAUUUGCCAUCGUCCGUCCUCCAGGACACCACGCCGAGCCGGAGGAACACAUGGGCUUCUGCUUUUUCAACAAUGUGGCAAUCGCAGUACGGACAGUUCAACAGAUGACGAACAUAAGAAAGAUUCUCAUAUUGGACUGGGACGUGCACCAUGGCAAUGGGACUCAAAAGGCCUUUUACGACGACCCGUCCGUGCUGUACAUGUCUCUGCACCGCUACGAGGGUGGCCGUUUCUAUCCAUGCGGCCCUUUCGGAAGUAUGGAAAUGAGCGGCGAGGGGGAUGGUGUGGGAUACUCGGUGAAUAUUCCAUGGCCAGAAAAGGGCAUGAGGGACGCCGAUUACCUACAUGCCUUUUACCAUGUAGUCAUGCCAAUCGCAAGAGAGUUCGCCCCCGAGCUAGUAAUCAUCUCCGCUGGCUUCGAUGCAGCCGACGGAGACGAACUUGGCGAAUGUCACGUCUCACCGGCUGGAUAUGCACAUAUGACGCACAUGCUUUCGUCCUUAGCGGGCGGACGACUGGUCGUUGCUCUUGAGGGAGGGUAUAACCUUGACGCCAUAUCGAAUUCUGCGUUGGCAGUCGCACGGAUGAUCGUUGGCGAAGAGCCACCAGAACUUGCCCCGAUGGUCGCUUCAGAGACCGGCACGGAGACCGUGUAUCAGGUUGCUAAAGAGCAGAGUAAGUACUGGAAGAGCGUCGUGCCCAAAGCAGUGGAACCUCGCGAAGAACUGGAACCUCUCACCUUCUCGAUACCUGAAUUGUUAAAGGCGCAUCGGCAGGAUUAUAUGUACCGCCACCACAACAUGCUCCAGAUACCCCUAUUGACCCAGAACACGGAGGAGCGGUUUGGAACUCAAAUUAUGUGCACGCCCGACAUCAAUGACAACAAGACGAUGGUAAUAUUUCUGCAUGAAUUCGGGAAUAUUCAGGUAGAGUUCGACAGUAUUGUCAAGGGCACAUUGCAUGAGGAGCACUCAUACUUGGUUGAUUGCUCUAGACAAGUGGUUGACUGGGUCCGCGAAGAGGGGUACUCUCUGCUCGACGUCAACAUUCAUGCAAAGCCUGUAGAGGGCACUGAGAAGAAACGAGGAGCUCAGGCUCCAGCGGAGCAGGAGCUCAUCACAUACCUUUGGGAUAACUACGUUCUGCUGUCUAAGGCCAAGUGCCUCAUUCUCAUAGGGCAUGGCUCGGCCUGCCAGACGCUUAUGCUUCUGAUGAAUACCAGGCCGAAUAGUAUGAUGCGACGGACGCUAGCGAUCUUGCAAAUUGUUGGGAAUGGUCGGGUCCCUCUGACACCGAAGGACUCGAAGGAAGCAGUCGAGUUGAAAGCUUGGUAUGCCAAGCACUCCCUCGUCAUCAUUCCCAAAAACCACCGAUUGCUAUCUGAGAAGCCCCUCAAGAGGCAUGGAAGACUUUGGGUGAUAGAGGAAACAAAGCCAGUCAAACUUAUGAUGAAGGCAUUACCAGCUAUACAAAAAUACGUCAGACAAGCCAUGGCUGCUCUCCCGCGCGAUGAUGCCCUUGUCAAUGGCGAUAGCUGA
This is a messenger RNA of Gloeophyllum trabeum ATCC 11539, 2004 nucleotides long. RefSeq names its product histone deacetylase complex protein. Gene Ontology annotation, molecular function: histone deacetylase activity. The record is from RefSeq and is a predicted model, not a curated record. Lineage: Eukaryota; Fungi; Basidiomycota; Agaricomycetes; Gloeophyllales; Gloeophyllaceae. The transcript is spliced from 17 exons. Gene Ontology annotation, biological process: chromatin organization. Bases 1 to 2004 code for a protein of 667 amino acids. Gene Ontology annotation, cellular component: histone deacetylase complex.